Anarrhichthys ocellatus (wolf-eel) is the source of this 3171-nucleotide messenger RNA. RefSeq names its product GTPase IMAP family member 8-like. Gene Ontology annotation, molecular function: GTP binding. NCBI's taxonomy places the organism in Eukaryota, Metazoa, Chordata, Actinopteri, Perciformes, Anarhichadidae. The transcript has 2 exons. Bases 1147 to 3171 code for a protein of 674 amino acids. The record is from RefSeq and is a predicted model, not a curated record.
UUUUUUUCAGUACAAUAUCAACUAUUCAUGACCAAAUAAGCAACAAUCAAAGCUGAAUUUGAAGAAGGAAAAAAAACAUCCUUAGGUAUUAAGAGUCUAAUGUAGAAAAACUCAUCAGGACUGUGUGGGUGUGGUUUGAACAGAUUAGACUGAAUAGUUUCAACUGAUCAAAUGUUACUCAGCCCUGAUUGGUUCACAGAAAUAAAUGGCAUCACCUGAUUACAUCUGCUAUCUCUACUUGGAGAGAUGACAUGUUUAUAGACUUAAAUCACUGUUUGAGUGGGCUGGACUUUGACAUCAGGCAGACAGCGGAGUUAAACAUUAAAGCGCAGCUGUACAUUUAGGACCAACAAAGUGGUCUUUGAAGAAAUAUGUGACGGAAUAAAAGAUGGAAGAAAUGGUUUCAGUGGGCUGCAGAGCAGAGACGAGGAAAGGUAUGCUGUUGAAUUACAUUUGGUCUUUCUUACCUUAACAGUUAAGUGAGUAUUAAUUAGUAGCAUUGUGUCUUUCACAGUUGUAUAAUGGCUUUGUAACUUUAAGUUCAUGGCUGUCAAAGAAGAGCAAGCAAGAGCACAGACCUGACUAAACAAUCUCCCAUCAAGGUCUAUGUAGUGUUUAUCCAUCAAUUGCAUCAAAUGGUCCUCAACAGUUGGAAUCAGCUGUCAUGUUCAAAUUUCUAGUUUUUCUGAGUUUCAAGACUUGUCAUCCCUGCUGGUUUACAAGUUGAGAUUGAAAGUUCAUUCUUUACUUUUAUAUUUGAAAAAAACAAGCCCAAGACAGUCCAUUUGGUAGCUGUUAUGGAGCUUUCAACCACAUCACACAAUCUUAACCAUGAACUACUCUUUCCAUGGUCCAGAAUGAAAUUUUGUCCAAAUUCAUUGGAAAAUGUUAAAAAUUGAGUUUGUUCUUGAUAUUUGAAUGCAUAUUAAUUGAUUUGAUCUUUGUUCUAAGUUUCCAAUACAUGUUUUUAUUAUUUAGUAUGCAUUUACAAUACCUGCAUUUCAGUAAGACUAUGAUAUGAUGACAUAAUUUGCACUGCUGUUGCUGUGUCUGCUGCCAGGGGACAAACAGGAGCUGAGGAUUGUCCUUCUGGGGAACGACUGGCUGGAAAAGAGUUUGACAGGAAACACUAUCCUCGGCCAACAGAUGUUUGAUACCAGCAGAGACGUGAAGAUGUUUGUUAGGAGACAGGGUGCUCUUGACAAUAGCCGUACAGUGAUUAUCAUCAAUAGCCCUGAAAGGUGGAUCCACUACUCCUUCCGAGACCCCGGCCUGGUGAACGACAACAUGACAGCCUGCAUGGCCAUGUGCCCGCCGGGACCUCAUGCCUUCCUCAUGGUCAUACCCAUCAGCCCUCACCGAGGCAGGGAGUGGACAGUCGAGGGUCCUCUUGAGCUGCUUAAUGAUACAGUGUGGAGAAACACGAUAGUAAUAUUCACCAGAUGUGAGAGACUGAGAGGGUCGUCCAUAGAGGGCUACACUGAGAGACACCGGUUUCUCAAAGCGGUUUUGGAGAGGUGUGGUCAGAGAUACCACCUUUUGGACACAAGCAUUUGGGGAGACGAUGAUGAUGCUCAGGUUGCAGAACUUCUGGAGAAGAUUGAUGCAACGGUUGCAAGAAACAUAAAGGCAGGAGCAGUCGGUUGGUUGACAACAAAUGAGGAAGUCUCUAGAAUAACUGGGAGGGAAAGGAAGGAAUUAGAAGAGAGGGCGAUUCUGAGGCGAAUUAAUAUGCAGAAGUCCAGAAAGACACUCGGAUCCCUCAUGGGAGAGUCUCCUCUGAUCUCAAUGCUUCGAGUUCUCAUCAUGGGACCAAAGCAAGUUGGGAAAAGCUCAGCUGGUAACACCAUUCUUGGAAAGGAAGUAUUCCCUGCUGGACUUCAAACAUCACAAUGCACUGAGGGACGGGGAGACAUUCACAAAAGGCAAGUCACUGUGGUUGAGGCUCCUGGUUGGCAUGGGAGAUACUGUUCAGAAGACACCCCACGGGAGGUCCAACAGCAGAUGUGUCACAGUGUGUCUUUGUGUGCCCCCAUUCCCAAUUCGGUCCUGGUGGUUGUACGCAGCGAUGAGACUUUCACUGAAACGGACCGGUUGAGAGCGGAGGAACACUUGAGCUUGCUUGGAGUUUGGGUGUGGACUCGAGCAAUCGUGCUGUUCACUUGGGGAGACAAACUGGGAGUCACUCCCAUUGAGGAGCACAUAGAGAGUUGGCCUGCCCUUAAGUGGUUGGUGGACAAAUGUGGGAAUAGAUAUCAUGUUUUUGAUAACUCAAACAAGGUGGGAGAUAUUCAGGUUAAAGAACUGCUGGCAAAGAUUGAGGAAACAGAGGUGAAGAAUGAUACUGGACACUUGUUGCGUAGUUUUAUAAAACUCCAAGAAACCAACCAAAAGCUAGAUCAAAGCUCCAAAAAUAAAGCAAGACAGCUCAAGAAGGCAAGGAGGGACAUUGAUCUGCUUACACAAACAGCCAAGGAGAAGGAGAGGAUAGUAGAGGACAUGAUUAAAUCAGCUAAAGAGAAAGAUGAACAGUUUGAAGCUCUGAAAGCAGCGAGGGAGUCAGAGGAGAGGAAAGAUAGAGACUAUGAAGAACAGAUUGGCAGAGGAUUAGUGGAGGCUAAGAGGGAGAACAACCAGCUUAAACAAGUCAUUAUGGGGAAAGAAGAAAUGAUAACAAGCCUGUGUGAAAGAUAUGCUGUGAAAGAUGAUGUGAUUAAAGCUACAAAGCAAAGCAGUGAGGUGGAAAAGGAAGCGCUGGAGGAAAGAGUGAAGGAACAAGAGCAAGGGACAGCAGCCUUCAAGGAAAAGUGUGCGAAGAAAGAUAAAGCGCAUGAUCAAAUGAUGAUGAAUCAGAAAAGAGAAGCGAAGGAGCUCGAAGAGACAAUUAAACAGCUGAAGAGAGAAAAUGAAGACACAAAGAAGGCGUUGAAGGCCACAAUCGAAGGGGUGCAGCGGCACUAUAAGAAGAAAGAGAUUGAUAGAAGAAAUGAGACAAAAACUGUGGACUUUAACAAAAGUAACCAACUUAGGAAAACAAUGACGGACGUGAAGUCAUUAGAGGAGCUUGCCCGACAACAAAAAUCGGCGUUUGCGGUGCAUCUGAGCCACCAUAAAGAAGAAGAAGCUAAACCCAGUGAGUACGAACUCAUAAGCAGCACAAAUCCUGAGUGA